Messenger RNA from Penicillium verrucosum, 1653 nucleotides. RefSeq lists its product as uncharacterized. The coding region runs from base 1 to 1653 and encodes 550 amino acids. Lineage: Eukaryota; Fungi; Ascomycota; Eurotiomycetes; Eurotiales; Aspergillaceae. The transcript has a single exon. Gene Ontology annotation, biological process: transmembrane transport. Gene Ontology annotation, molecular function: transmembrane transporter activity. The record is from RefSeq and is a predicted model, not a curated record.
AUGGGCUUGGGUGUACUUGACGAUCGCUGUGGCUUGGCCCAGGUCCCUGGCACUGUUGCCCUAGCGGAUAUCGACCACCUCUACACCGAGGGGGACGGAAGCCCACGACUAAAACGAGGCACCGGCAAGGACAAGGAUGUCAUCCUCGCUCCGCAACCUUCCAAUGAUCUUAACGAUCCUCUGAAUUGGCCGUACCGCAAGAAAUUUGUGAUCCUCUUGGUUAUGGUUCUGGGAGCCUGUCUAAAUGCGUCUACAGUUGGCCCUCUGCUCAGCGCCAGUAUCGUGGUGCUCGCUGGGGAAUUCAACCGGCCUAUUACUGACAUCACCCUGCUCACCGGAUACAAUAUGGUUGUUGCAGGCGCAUCGUGCCCGCUGACCUCAGCCCUCGCCACAAAGUACGGCAAGCGGCCGGUGUUUUUCGGCUCUUCUGUCGCCUGCCUCGUGGGAAGUAUCAUCGGCUCCGCUAGUCAGAGCUACAACACUCUUCUGGCUGCUCGAAUUAUCCAGGGUCUGGGAUUCGCAGCAUACGAGUCACUGACGUUCAGUGUGGUCGGAGACCUGUUUUUCGUCCACCAACGUGGUGCUUGGGUGAAUGUCGUUCAGUUUACUCUAUCCGCGGUAUCGAACCUGAGCUCGGUUAUUGCAGGGCCCAUAACAGCCCAUCUUGGAUGGCAUUACCUUUUCCACAUUCUGAUUGCCGCCUCUGGUCUGCAAACGGUCCUGUGCUUCUUCUUCGCGCCCGAAACGAGCUACAUACGAGAUGGCAUUUGCACUCAGCGUCUCAGCGCGGGAGGAGAAAAGCUUGACGUCCAAGUGAACGGAGUUGCAGAGCACCUCGAGGCUGCCGACAGAGCCGAACCAUGGCACAGCCCACAGUCCCCGGCUAAGAAAACAUUCUCGCAAGAGCUAGCCCUAUAUACAGGGGUGUACAGCGAAGAGAGCCUUUUGAAGCUGAUAUUCGGUCCCCUUGUGUGUCUCACAAAUGUCGUUGCACUAUGGACCGUCGUGGUCACAGCUGUCAUCACAUCAACCUACGUCGCGAUGUCCUACGUUGUGGCCCAAAUCUUUUCCCCGCCCCCGUAUUUGCUAUCCAGCGCGCAAGUUGGGUACCUAUCGGCAGGACCAUUCAUCGGCGGCGUCAUCGGAACCAUCCUCGUAGCAAAGACGACGGACCGUCUAGUUGUCUGGAUGGCGAAGCGCAACAAAGGAGUCUACGAGCCUGAAUUCAGGUUCCCGCUUGUUCUAUUCUCCUUCAUCUGUACCGGCGGCCUCUGUGGUUUUGGUGCCCUCGCUCAAGCGCAAGGAAACCUGUACGUGAUCGACUUCAUGUGGGGGCUGACACUGGCAGGGAUCUGUUUCUGCGUUGGCCCGUGUUCGAGCUACGCGAUCGACGCCUUCCGCGAAAUGAGUAACGAAAUUUUCGUGGCGAACGUCAUGGUUAAAAAUUUCCUCUUCUAUGGCUACAGCUACUUUAUCAACGACUGGAUUACGGCCCGUGGUGCAGCGACUCCCUUCUAUGUCUUUGGGGGGGUUAGUGCCGCGCUGAUUAUCUCUACGAUUCCCGUCUACAUCUUUGGGAAACGCUAUAGAAGCUUCUGGCAUACGCACAACAUCAUGGAGAAGCUGGGCAUUCAGGGUCAUGCUGAGAUAUGA